Molecule: messenger RNA, 9958 nt
Organism: Loxodonta africana (African savanna elephant)
Lineage: Eukaryota; Metazoa; Chordata; Mammalia; Proboscidea; Elephantidae
Gene: EZH2
Product: enhancer of zeste 2 polycomb repressive complex 2 subunit
Exons: 17
Coding region: 4089-6227 (712 amino acids)
Biological process (GO): heterochromatin formation
Cellular component (GO): nucleus; ESC/E(Z) complex
Molecular function (GO): protein binding; histone H3K27 methyltransferase activity; chromatin binding
Source: RefSeq, a predicted model, not a curated record
UUUUUUUUUUUUUUAAAGAAAAGUCAUUUAUGAUGUUUCCGUUUAUUUUAAUAUCUUAAGUUUAAUAAGUGAAUUUUUAAAAAAUGUCAAAUGUUCAUAUUUUGGAAAACUCAUAAACCAGCAGAAAUUGCUUUUAAUUUGUACUGUUUUUCUCUUAGAAUACUGUGUAUAUAGUUUUUUUUUUAAUUAUUAAAUUGAUUAUCACAGGGAGUUAGAAAUCUUUUGCCCCCCCCCCCCGAUUUCUCUUUCCCAAAAUGAAAAACCAAAAUGUGACAGUUAUUUAAAAUACAAAACAAAAUAAUACCAAAAGCAAAGGAACUGCUUACCUACUCAGGAAUGUUAAAAAUUGUUUUAAGAAAAUUUAAUUAGAUCUAGAACUUUUGUCAUAAUUUAGCUUGAUAACCUGGAUUGACUUAAAUUUACUGCUUAGAAUUUGUUUUAUCUUCUCUCAAUAAGACUUUUAAAAAGAAUAUUACUUGAGUAACAUUUUGGGAGAGUUGGGGCAGAUUUCCCGAGCUACCCUGGCAACUGAGGAGACAGUUUUACACUAGCCUGUGUGGGUGUGUGUGGGGUUAAUGAAACUUUUGUCUUUCUCUCACCAAUCAAAAGGUAAUACGUUAUCAUUGUGAAAAUUCACAUAACACAGAAGUUAUAAAUCAGAAGGCAGAAUUCCCCCUCGUCCAAGUCCCCUGACUUUCACUUGUCCAGAUUUCUUCUUCUCUAUGUACUAAUGUGUUAAUGAUGACUUUAUUUUUUAAAAUUACUGUCCAGGUGACUGUCCCAGCAUUUGUGCAACAGGCCACAGCCUCCACCCAGCCCCCCGUCACUCUCAAAGACACACCAAAAUUCCUGGGCCUCUUCUUAAUUAAUGGGCAUUUAGGGUUUUCAUUUUGAUUUCUACAAAUAUAUAGUGUUGCUGUGAAGUCCUUCACACAAAUUCUUGGAUCUUUUGAUGCUUUUGUAGAAGUUCCUAGAAAUAGAAGGAUUGCAAGGGCAGAAGGAUGUGCGUGUGUGCAAAUGUGUGGCUCUGUUUGCAACAUAUUUAGAAUUCAGUAGAUACCACCAGAUUUCUCCAGCCCCAGUUGUUUUAUAUUCUCCCUCCUGUCUAUGAAAGUAGACACUUUUACCUGUAUGUUCCUGACACAAAAUAUUAUCAGUCUUUUUCAUCUUUGUCAGUUGGAUAGGUAAAAAAAUCGCCACAAUUUGAAUUUCAUUUAAUCAGUGAUAGAGUCUUUUUGUUGUCUGUUUUAUAUGUAUUUUGUGAAUUGGUUAUUAUGGUCUUGGAUCUUUUAAAAUUAGGGGGUCCUUUUCUCAUUAUUUGAAAACCCUGGUGGCGUAGUGGUUAAGUGCUACAGCUGCUAGCCAAGAGGUCAGCAGUUCGAGUCCACCAGUCCACCAGGCGCUCCUUGGAAACUCUAUUGGGCAGUUCUACUCUGUCCUAUAGGGUCGCUAUGAGUCAGAAUCGACUCGAAGGCAGUGGGUUUUUUUUUUCUCAUGAUUUGUAAGGACUUUCUGUGUAUUAUGAGUAUUAGUUUUUUUUUUUUUUUAACCAUCUGUGUUGUAGAUCUUACUUUCCAAUUUGUAGUCCAAUUGGAAUUUUUUUUCUUUCUUGUGUUUCUUAAAGGAGCCCUGGUGGCUCAGGCUUAAGUGUUCAGCUACUAACCAAAAAGUCAACGGUUUGAACCCACCAGUCGCUCCGUGGGAGAAAGAUGAGGCAGUCUGCUUCCUCAAAGUUUUACAGCCUGGGAAGCCCUACGGGGCAGAUGGACUCUGUCCUGUGGUGUCGCUAUGAGUCGGAAUCGACUCAACGGCAAUGGGUUUGGUUGGUUUGGUGUUUCUUAAAGGCUUGGGAAGUCUCUCUCCUCUUCAGGGUUGUAAAGUCAUCUGCCUGUCUUUUUCUUUGGUUCUUGUAGUUCUUUUUGUUUUCAUUUUUUAUGUUUUGAUAUCCUCUAACCUGUCAGGAAUUCCAUUUGUAUGAAGAGCGAGUUGGGGUUCUGGUUUUUAAUUUUUCUCUAUUUGCCCUUCCAGUGGUCCACCGUUCUGUGUCGAGGAGCAGAGGUAAAUCUGUUCUGCAGAGAUGAACAGAGUCACCCCACCUGCGGGUGAUCACCUGCGCAAGUCCACCUCUGAGCAAGGAUUUAGCACUUCAGGGACGACAGCCCGCUGUCGGGCCAGCACAGACGACGCUGCUUGUAUCAGCAUCUCUAUUCUACUUCUUAGCUUUUGUGUUUGAAUUUUUGUUUCUUUCACUGACAGUGAAGGCCAGGCUUCUGCAGCUAGGAGAUGCUGAAGGGCUCUAAACCCCGGAAGCUGUGUUCCAGACACUAUCUGACUCAUGUUCCACAUGGGUGUGGCUGUUUUCCAGGGAGAAGUGUGAGCUCACUGACCCUGUGAGAGCGUCUUUUUCUGGCACUUGUGCGAGCUCAGCGGCCGCACACUGCAGGCUGGCGGGUCCCCUUGGGUCUGGAAAGGCUGUGGGCAGCGGUGGCCGCACACUACAGGCUGGCGGGUCCCCUCAGGUCUGGAAAGGUGCUGAGCAGUCUUGGCCACAUGCUGCAGGCUGGUGGGUCCCCUGGGUCUGGAAAGGCUCUGGGCAGUUGUGGCUGCACACUGCAGCCUGGCGGGUCCCCUCGGGUCUGGAAAAGCACUGGGCAGCUGUGGCUGUACACUGCAGGCUGGCGGGUCACUCCCGGUCUGGAAAGGUGCUGGGCAGCCGUGGCUGCACACUGAGGGCAGGCAGGCAGGUCACCCCUGGUCUGGAAAGGCUCUGGGCCGUUUUGGCCACAUGCUGCAGGCUGGUGGGUCCCCUGGGUCCGAAAGGUGCUGGGCAGUUGUGGCUGCACACUACAGGCUGGCGAGGCCCCUGGGUCUGGAAAGGCGCUGGGCAGUUGUCAAAUGCUGCAGGUUGGCGGAUCCCCCUGAGUCUGCAAAGGCGCUGGGCAGUCAGUACCUGUAACACAGUGGAGAUAACUUAUGGUCAGUUCUGGUAGGAGCUGCUCCUCUCUGCUCUAAUACCCAUGAUUCGCUGCUUUCAUGAGGUUGUCAGGUUUGUUUUCUUCCCCACUUUUAUUUCUGACCCUCUGCCGUUUGAGCCACAUAUUUUGUUCAGGAAUGUCUCCCCUCUCCCACUUUGGCUUCUCAACCAGGUUAUAAACUCACUCCUGUGUUGCCGCCUCUUAACUCUGCCCACGGUGGACAGUUGUCGCACUCUUUGAUAUCUCACACUUGAAGGUAGUUUUUCCUUCAGCACUUUACUCCCACAAAAGGAGCCUGAAUUUAAGUUAUACGCUAUCAUUUUCACUAGAAGGGCUAGCUGAUUUUAAACUGGGGCGUGCUAUCUUUUCUCUGCUCAAAUCCUGAAGAAUAUAGGGAGCGUCGGAAACCAUCCUAAGCUUUUCUCGAGAGUUGGGUGGCAGCUAAUGCCUUCUCCUCACUUCCUCCCUGGGGUGGCGACCUUCCCACACCAUAGCUGUGAGAAGGCUCCUUGUUGUUUUACUUGGAAAGGCUGAAGGAUAUCAGAUAAUAUCAACUGUUCAUUGUGUCUUCUGGCGUGAACUAAAUGGGGCAGUCAGUGUCCAGGAGUACUUUCUCACUUGGCUAAUGGACUGUAUUUCCCCUACUAUAAGGAAGCUGUACUUAACCCUCCUGAUGUUGAAGGUUGCUCAGGCAGGAUGGCUAUGGCUAGUGCCUUCUGGGGGGUCCCACUGUCAAACAGGGCAUCACACCUGCACCACAGGGAGCUGUGGAUUUUAAAGACGAUAGCGUUUGUGAAGUCUCUAGCACCGUGCGUGGCACAUAGUAGGUGUGUUAAUGUUUCUCCCUUCCCUGCAGGCCACUCACCUGCUCUUCCCUCCGCGGUUUUCCAUAACAGUUUUUGCUUGGAACCAGCCUCUGCCAAGAGUCUCAGUUGGGCUGUGUCCUCCUACAGCUGCUAGUUUGGGCGUGGCUCCCCUCUGCAGCCCCCAGUGGCCCAGCCACGUGCUCGCCUGUUGUACCAGCUGGUUGAUUGCUCCGUGAGCAGUGACUUGGAUUUCCCCACACAAGCCAUCCCCCUGAAGACGCUGAACGCGGUCGCCUCCGUGCCCAUCAUGUACUCCUGGUCCCCCCUGCAGCAGAACUUCAUGGUGGAAGAUGAAACUGUUUUACACAACAUUCCUUACAUGGGGGAUGAAGUUUUAGACCAGGACGGGACCUUCAUUGAAGAGCUGAUCAAGAACUAUGAUGGCAAAGUGCAUGGGGACAGAGAGUGCGGGUUUAUCAAUGACGAGAUCUUUGUGGAGCUGGUGAAUGCGCUUGGUCAGUACAGUGAUGAUGAUGAUGACGACGAUGCAGAUGACCCUGAUGAGCGAGAAGAGAAGCAGAAAGACCUGGAGGAGCCCCGUGACGAUAAAGAAAGCCGUCCACCCCGGAAGUUUCCUUCUGAUAAAAUUUUUGAAGCCAUUUCUUCGAUGUUUCCAGAUAAGGGCACAGCGGAAGAACUAAAGGAAAAGUACAAGGAGCUCACGGAGCAGCAGCUGCCUGGGGCACUGCCACCCGAAUGCACCCCUAACAUUGAUGGGCCCAACGCCAAGUCGGUGCAGCGGGAGCAGAGCCUGCACUCGUUUCACACGCUCUUCUGCCGGCGCUGCUUCAAGUACGACUGCUUCCUGCACCCUUUUCAUGCGACACCCAACACGUACAAGCGGAAGAAUACAGAAACUGCUCUCGAUAACAAACCCUGUGGACCACAGUGUUACCAGCACCUGGAAGGAGCUAAGGAGCUCGCCGCUGCCCUCACGGCUGAGCGGAUCAAGACCCCCCCGAAACGCCCUGGGGGUCGCAGGAGGGGGCGGCUGCCCAACAACAGCAGCCGGCCCAGCACCCCCACCAUCAAUGUGCUGGAGUCAAAGGACACGGACAGUGACCGGGAGGCUGGGGCAGAGACAGGCGGGGAGAACAAUGACAAGGAGGAAGAGGAGAAGAAGGACGAGACGUCUAGCUCCUCGGAAGCAAAUUCUCGGUGCCAAACGCCAAUCAAGAUGAAGCCGAACGCUGAGCCUCCUGAGAGUGUGGAGUGGAGUGGCGCAGAGGCCUCCAUGUUCCGGGUCCUCAUCGGCACCUACUACGACAACUUCUGUGCCAUCGCACGGCUCAUCGGGACCAAGACGUGUAGACAGGUGUAUGAAUUCAGAGUCAAGGAAUCCAGCAUCAUUGCACCUGCUCCCGCCGAGGACGUUGACACGCCUCCCAGAAAGAAGAAGAGGAAACACCGAUUGUGGGCUGCCCACUGCAGAAAGAUACAACUGAAAAAGGACGGCUCCUCGAACCACGUAUACAACUACCAGCCCUGCGACCACCCACGGCAGCCCUGUGACAGCUCCUGUCCUUGUGUCAUCGCACAGAACUUCUGCGAGAAGUUCUGCCAGUGCAGCUCGGAGUGCCAGAACCGCUUCCCCGGGUGCCGCUGCAAAGCGCAGUGCAACACCAAGCAGUGCCCCUGCUACCUGGCGGUCCGAGAGUGCGACCCCGACCUAUGCCUGACCUGCGGGGCCGCAGAGCACUGGGACAGCAAGAAUGUGUCCUGCAAAAACUGCAGCAUCCAGAGAGGCUCCAAGAAGCAUUUACUGCUGGCUCCCUCGGACGUGGCGGGCUGGGGCAUCUUCAUCAAAGACCCGGUUCAGAAGAAUGAGUUCAUCUCUGAGUACUGUGGAGAGAUCAUUUCUCAGGACGAAGCUGACAGGAGAGGGAAGGUGUAUGACAAGUACAUGUGCAGCUUUCUCUUCAACCUCAAUAACGAUUUUGUGGUGGAUGCAACCCGCAAGGGUAACAAAAUCCGUUUUGCGAAUCAUUCGGUAAAUCCAAACUGCUAUGCAAAAGUGAUGAUGGUCAAUGGUGACCACAGGAUCGGCAUCUUCGCCAAGCGGGCCAUCCAGACCGGUGAGGAGCUGUUCUUUGACUACAGGUGGGUAACGCCCAUUCCCAGUGUGGCCCCAGGUGGGCUUCUUGCCUCAGGCCUUGUGCUUGGUGAGGAUUUUCCGUUCGUCACAUAUGCCCUGCACACACUUGGUCUCGUGUGCUCCCAGCACCUGCUCACUGCACAGCUAGCACCUGCUCACUGCACAGCUUGUUCAGCUCUCUGGUGUCUUCAGCGUCAGCACACCGAGCCUCGUGAUCGCAGGCGCCCGUCACUCAUGUUGUCACUGACUGCUCUCAGCGAGGCCUCGCAUCCCUGGGUCCCCUCCUGGUGAUGCGUGAAGGCCCGCAGGAUGGGCCGUUUCUGACGUGAGCUCAGGCCCUGAGCCAGCUGUGCCAUAGCUAGUGUGGGGUAGGGCCGACAUUCACGUCUCAGUCUUACACGACAUGUGCAGCUCGACCCCUCCAGUGUGAGUGUCUGGAGGGAGGAGGAGCGGCGGCCUGCCUUGGAGUCCCUUCGGCAGCAGCUGGGUGGGGGUGUAGGAGCAGCGACCCCGGGGGGUCCUGUGGUGGUUCUCAUUCGCCAUGGUGGCAUCUGCUGUGGCCUUUCAACCCUGGGUGGAUGCAACAGGCACAGUUCCUGAUGGCUUCCAUGUCCGUUGUCGUUGCAGAUACAGCCAGGCCGAUGCCCUGAAGUAUGUGGGGAUCGAGAGAGAGAUGGAGAUCCCCUGACAGCUGCUGCCUCCCAAAGCUGCUGCCUCGGUGCUGGGAUCUCUAGUGCUGCAGCAACUUAGAAAUGCAGUUUGAAUUCUGAAUUUGCAAAGUACUGUAACAGUAAUUUAUAGUAACGAGUUUAAAAACCCACUUUUUAUCGCCUUCUCACCAGCUACAGAGUGUUUUGUACCAGUGACUUUUUGCAAUAACGCCGUGUGGUACAUUUUUCAACUUUGAAUAAAGAAUACUUGAAUUUCCCUUGUUGCACACUCAUUAAUUAACUGUCCAGGAAGGCGGUUUCUGAUGUGAUGGACUCGGCUGUCACGCCUGAGGUCUCCAGUGUCUGCUGUCUUGUGUUGCCUGAUUGUUGACAAGCAGAACGACACUGAGGGCACAGGUGAUGCCGUCCUGUGCAUGAAGCCAGCAGGGUGGGGCGUCUGGUCAGCAGUGCCACCCAGGCCUGUUUCUCACACACAGGAUGCUGGGCAACCCUCAGAACCUACAGGUCAGACAGCCUCCAAAGCCUAGCCUUAAGAGAUGCAUGUGCAGGUGGGCCGCACUGGGCUUCCUGUCUCCUGAGGCUGCAGUUGUCUCCCACGCGGUUGACGCUGGCACCUGUGGGGAAGCCCACCAAGAGCCAACGUCAGCCCCUGGCGGGUGGUUACUGCCUCUUCUACACAGUUAAACAGAUAUUGCCAGAACAGGAAGCAAGGUGAGUUAGGCUGAGGCCUUCUCUGGUUUCUGUCACAUUUUUGCACAGGACAGCUUUUCAGUUCCCGUUGUGAGGAGACCCUGCCUUAGACUCCGGUCUUGUGUGUUUCUCUGUUUCCAGGAGACGGGACCUCCAGCUCCGCCACCUCAUGUCCACUGGUGGCCCUUGGCGUGGCCCUGAAUUUUGCUGAGAGCACCAACACUUUAACUCACCAAUUCACCUCCCACACUCCAGCUCGAUGGUGACCAUGAAGAUGGAACAGACUUUUUCAGUGGCCACGCAUGACAAAGAAUACAGACUUCACAAAGCUAGUCUAGUCAUUAACCAAACAGCGGUCCCAACAAGCGGCAACAACAAACUGAGAGAAUCUGAUUUCCCCGAGUUGCCAAAUUAAAAUAUUUUAAAUGUCUAGUUACCAACAAAAAAGUACAAGGCAUGCGGAACACAGUAUGACCCACUCCCAGGAGGAGAAAAAACAACUGUCACAUCUACCCAGAAGCUGCUUCAGUACUUCCUGUGUCUUGUCUGGUUCACCCCAUCUCCAGCCUUCAGCAUAUGCACUAGGUGACCUGGCCCCGCUCCCACCCCAUCUGCAGAGAGACAUCGUGCAGUCACAGCUGUAGACAUUCAACACACGACCCUUCUGAUCAUUUCAAACUUGAUACGCUCUGUUAGAGCUGAGUGAGCUUUAGGAUCUUUCUGGAAGUAGCUAAAAGGCUUUUGCUUACCCCUCAGCUUACCAGCGAUUUUAGGGCAGGACGUGUUGGUGACGGGCAUUGAGGAGUGGUCCGUGCUCACUAAACCGUUCGCUGUCCACCGCAGGCUGUGCGAGAACUAGAAAGAGAGACUGAGGCAUAGUCUUCCAGAUGGGCGUGCAAUUCAAAGACAAACCUAUCAGUAUGUUUGACCUUUCAUCUGGGCAUGGUAAAAUCUAAAUUUUUUUCAAAGGAAAACUAAAUACCAGUGCACGGUGGUUAAGAGCUGGGCUGCUAACCAAGAAGUCAGCAGUUUGAAUCCACCGGCUGCUCCUUGGAAACCCUGUGGGGCAGUUCUACUCUGUCCUACAGGGUCUCUGUGAGUCAUAAUCGAUCUGACAGUUUUUCGAGUCUGGUUCAGCGAGGACGUAGGCUGUUUUAUUAUGCUGUCAGUAAGAUGACUGUAAAUUCCAGGUGUCUCUUGAUCCUUACUGUGGGUCAAAGUGCCCCCCCAAAAAGAUAGGUUGAAAUCCUAACCCUGGUACCUGUGAGCGUGACCUUAAUUGGAAAUGGGGUCUUGCAGCUGUCAUCAGUCAACGUGAGGCCUUACUGCAAUAGGAUGGGUCCUAGCCCCAUCUGAGUGGUGUCCUAUAAAUGAAAUGGAGACAGAGAAAAGAUGACCAUAUGAAGACAGACUAGAGUGGCAUAGCCACAAGACAAGUACCUGGAGCCGCCAGCAGCUGAAGAGGCAAGGCAGGACCUUCCCCCAGAGCCUUCAGAGGGAGCACAGCCCUGCCGACAUUUUGAUUUCAGACUUCUGGCCUCCAGAGCUGAGAGAAUAAACUGAAGACACCCAGUUUGCAGUCCUUCGUUAUAGCGGCCACAGGCAGUUCAUGCUGUCUGCCCUCUCCAUCUUCCAGGGCCAGGUCCCCCUGGGUCUCAGCGGCCUCACCUUGCAAGGCCAUGAGAGUGAUGCCUAGCAGUCCAGCUCCCGUGGGGGUGCGGGAGGGGUUUUCAAUUCUGGUCCACAUCCCCGGGGGCCUGCCCAUGUGAGGAGGGAGAAGCCUGAAGGCUGUGUUGGAACCAGGUAAGCGCUCAGUCACUACCGCAUCAGCCACUGCUUGCUUCUCUGCCACACCUUGUCCACCUUUCCACGGCCUCCUGUAGACGCACUAAGUGUGUCUGGGCAUCUGCCCCUUAAGGAGCCGGCUGGUACUCUGAACUUCCACACUGAGAACUGAGUCAGCUGGCAGCAGCCCUCUGUGCAGCCAGGAUGCGGCUGCAUUUGGGGCUCGGGAGUGGCGUGGCUGGUGGCCCACAUGGGCCGCAGAACUACCACAUGGGCAGAGCAACCUUGGUCUCUGCAGGGAUGUCCAGGUGCUGGCUGCAUCCCGUGGCUCUGACCGCUGAGCUGCCGUCCACUUACCGGCCGCUGCCGCAGAUGCCUGGCACUCUUUUGGGCUGUGGCCACAGGGCUGCUGCUUUCCCGCUGCCUGGAGACGGGCCCCAGGUGCACAGGGAGGGCUGCGGGCCACUCGCUCCCCUAGGACGAAGGCUGUUUCCAUCUGUAAACUGUGGCCCCUUUUGUUGUAACGGCUGGCUAAGAACUGUGGAGAUCCUUGCUGGUUGCUCAUGCUGGAGUGAGGGGCAGCUGCUGCCCUGCCCGGCCUCGGUUUCCCUGCCUGAGGAAGGCUGCUGCCCUCAGGUUGUCAGGACACCGCUGUCCUCACAAGCACUGCCUUCCAGCCCUGCAGGAAGAAGCCUCAGAAAUAAGCCUGAAUGUAAAACAACACACAGCACAAGGGCCUUAAAACCUUUUCGGUGCAACAAAUGAGCCCUUUCAGACUCUAGGAAACCACUGCGAAUAUGUGAAAUUGCAUAAUUGUUAUAUCUUUUAUUUACAUAUAGAAAUCAGUAAAACUUAAGACAAAACCAAAUGCAACUU